Messenger RNA from Phaeodactylum tricornutum CCAP 1055/1, 1492 nucleotides. RefSeq lists its product with no specific name. The coding region runs from base 98 to 1492 and encodes 464 amino acids. The transcript is spliced from 2 exons. Gene Ontology annotation, cellular component: transcription factor TFIIIB complex. Gene Ontology annotation, biological process: RNA polymerase III preinitiation complex assembly. Lineage: Eukaryota; Bacillariophyta; Bacillariophyceae; Surirellales; Neidiaceae. Gene Ontology annotation, molecular function: TFIIIC-class transcription factor complex binding. The record is from RefSeq and is a predicted model, not a curated record.
ACGACCAUGAUUGGGCACCAACGCAAGAUUUGAUUGUUACCGUGGUGUUCGACAGCCCUACACGCGUUGUAAUAGAUAUUUAGGCUUCUAUUCAGUCAUGUCGUCAUCUGCGGUGUCUCUGACACCGUUGCACUCGAAGAAACAAGCUCCUGGCAAGAAACGGCGCCCCAAUUUCCGUCCGAUUGUCCGAAAAGGGAGCAAGGCAACCAAGCCGUCGGCGCUUGCGACACCAGAUGAGACGAUCGAGUCCAUUGACAAUGCAAAUGAAGAAGAAACAGGGAUGUCCGUUGUCGAUUCACCGACUGUUCCCACAUCAGUUCUAACGAAAAGAGCAGAAUCUGCUGUCAGGGUUUCCUUGUCAAAGGCUGCUGUUACGCAUUCUCCGCCAUCAAAACAAGCACCGAAGCGUGGAAAAAAGCGCAAGACGAUCGGGGUCUCCAUCGGAUCUACGCGUGCGGCUCGGCCCGAAACUUCGACUGAGAAAUUAAGUGAUGAGAAUACUUUGCACGAAGAGCACUUCCCCGCGUCGGAGCCCCUCCGAAAAAGUACCCCCAAAGCUGCUAUUACUAAACAAGGGUCUACCAUACCGAUCGUAGAAACUGCAAUCAUUCCGGAAGAUACCAGCGGUGGUCCCAAUUUAAAAAACUACUGCAGUACAUUCCGAUCCAAACGAGGAAAGGACCAACCUAGAGUAGCUGUGGCGGCUGCACCAGAACCAGAAUUAGACCAGGCCAAUGCACCAACUUUAUCAGCCGGCCCGGUCGUCAAAGUUGUCAACGGCGAAAUUGUGUUACAAGAAAGUAGUAUGGUAGUAAACGCGAGUUCCAAAGAAGUCGAGGAGUUUCCAGUGGUAGAAGAAGAGGCUCAAUUGGCCGUAGUCGGUGCUUCCUACAACUCUUUCACGAAUCGCAAAAAGCCACAGCACUGGAAUGUUGUCGAGACUCAACUUUUUUACGAAGCUUUGCGCCAAGUUGGUCUCGACUUUGGUACGAUGGAAGCGUACUUCGAGAAUAGACGGACGCGCAAGCAGCUCAAGCGGAAAUAUCAAAAGGAGUCGAGUAAAAAUCCGCAUUUAAUUGAAGCUGCAUUGGAUCCUACGGCGCGGAGAGGGAUUGAUUUAUCGGUGUUUGAUGUGACGGCUGAAGACAUCGCAAAGCAGGUAGAACUGGAGAAUACUCAAGAACCCGUUCGAGAGACACGCCUUUUGCCAGUGGACAAUGACAGAGAGCUAAUCGAAGUUGUGGAAGAGGACGAGCUCACCGUAACCGAGACCGAGCGAGCUUCACCGAGUUUAGACUCGGCUCUACAGCAGACUUUAUUAUGGGGAAAGGAUGAGGCUGAGCUGGUUGAUACUCGUCCCGCAUUGGACGAUCACAUGUUUGACGAUGAAGCUCAAGCAGAGGAGACAGUGAAGGUUACUCUGAUUUCUAACGUCAACAAAACCAACAAGAAGAAAAAGCCGAAGUUUCGCUCACGGAAAACCAAAAAAUAG